Messenger RNA from Talaromyces atroroseus, 429 nucleotides. RefSeq lists its product as hypothetical. The transcript is spliced from 2 exons. NCBI's taxonomy places the organism in Eukaryota, Fungi, Ascomycota, Eurotiomycetes, Eurotiales, Trichocomaceae. The record is from RefSeq and is a predicted model, not a curated record. Bases 1 to 429 code for a protein of 142 amino acids.
AUGUCUGAGGCCACUUUCCACAAUACUCUGGAGGACAUCCGCAAGCCAGAGUCUCGCACCGGUCUUGCUCAUGGCGGUCGGAAUGCUCCUAACACAAAUAUCUCUGCUAUGAAGUCCAUUAUCGACUCGAACACCAACAAAAACGACAAGAUCGAACAAGUCAAAUCCAAUCUUCCUCUUCCAGAUCAACCACCAGUCGCCAGUGACUGGAACUCCUUCGAUCAGCGAAAUGUAAACGUCGGCUCUGGGCGUUUAGAGAGUGCAGUGUCUGGCGAAAACAACAGUGCUUUCCGGGAUCCUGCGACGGCGGCUAGUAGCGCACGCAUUGAUGGCGAGGAGUUUCAUAAGUAUACCGAGCCUGGACCUGGAGUUGGUCGACAGGGCAAGGAUAAUCUGGAGAAUCUGCCUAGGGAUGCUCGCUAUCGGUGA